Cryptomeria japonica (Japanese cedar) is the source of this 1182-nucleotide messenger RNA. Its product is annotated as MFS-type transporter clz9-like. The coding region runs from base 1 to 1182 and encodes 393 amino acids. Gene Ontology annotation, molecular function: DNA binding. The transcript has a single exon. The record is from RefSeq and is a predicted model, not a curated record. Gene Ontology annotation, cellular component: nucleus. Lineage: Eukaryota; Viridiplantae; Streptophyta; Pinopsida; Cupressales; Cupressaceae.
AUGAGAAUAGUAGAAGGAGUGGACUCUGAUAGGGCUAUUAUGCUUCGACCUUCUAUUGUUGCCUCUUUCUAUGACAACUUGGAGUUAAUUUACAACCUCAAUCACUAUGGUAGGAAUCGGAUUUGGAAUUUUGAUGAGACUGGUGUGCAAGCUGGGAGGAAUUGUGGAAUGAGAGUGAUAGCCAAAUUGGGGCAGAGGUGUGUACCGCACCUAAUUUCGAAGAGUAAAGAGUGGAUCACUGUUUUGGCAUGUGUUAGUGCAUGCGGUUUCAGCAUUCCUAGAUUUUAUUUGUUCAAGUCUAAGAGGCAUAUUCGAAACUACAUAGCAAACUGCGAGCUAGGAGCAUGCAUGGCAGUCCAAGAACAUGCAUGGAUGACGAAGGAGCUGUUCUUAAAUUGGUUGGAACAUUUUGCACAUUCGGUCCCUGGUGGAGUUCCACCCUCACACAGGGCCCUACUAAUCUUUGACGGUCAUGGUAGCCAUGUAGCCUUCAGGACAAUUGAAGAAGCAAGGCAGAUAGGUAUUGAUUUGGUGACCCUUCUGGCUCAUACAAGCCACAAACUGCAGCCGCUUGAUGUCUCUGUUUUCUCACCUUUCAAAAAUUAUUUCAAACAACAAAGGAGUAGAUGGAUGUCUAAGUUCCCACAUAUUGAAAUUGGAAGGGAAGAGUUGGAAACUCUUGCGAGCAAGGCGUUUGCCCAAGCAUUGCCACCGGCCAAUAUAAUCAGUGGCUUCCGUAGGACGGGGAUUUGGCCACUUAACCAAAAUGCAUUAGAGAAUGAUAUGAGACCAAGUGAGGCAUUUGAGGUUAGAACAGAACAUGAUGCUGCUUCAAGGGAUGAAGAACCAGAGUAUAUGGCAGUGGAAGCGUGCUUGCAAUUGGCAGGUUUUAAUGAAGAACAGAUUCAAGAUUUUGUAGAGCUCCAUACAAGAACACAAGCAACGGUUGAGGGUACAAGUUUGACACCAGAAAUUGCCGAAGCAGGUCCGCCCCCACAAACCAGCCAGCCAAAUGAGGGUUUCAAAAAUACAUCAACAAGCAUGUCUUUGCCAACACAAGCUGACAUACCAAAGUGGACCCAAGAUGCAGCCAACUAUGAUGAUGAAACGCUUUCCAUGCCUAGUCUGCCAGAAAUUGAUCCAGCAGAUGUCAUUCAUUACUUCACCAAUGCAGUCAACUAG